This is a messenger RNA of Aethina tumida (small hive beetle), 1569 nucleotides long. Its product is annotated as septin-1. Gene Ontology annotation, molecular function: molecular adaptor activity; GTPase activity; GTP binding. Bases 145 to 1215 code for a protein of 356 amino acids. Gene Ontology annotation, cellular component: cell division site; synaptic vesicle; microtubule cytoskeleton. The transcript has 4 exons. NCBI's taxonomy places the organism in Eukaryota, Metazoa, Arthropoda, Insecta, Coleoptera, Nitidulidae. The record is from RefSeq and is a predicted model, not a curated record. Gene Ontology annotation, biological process: cell division; cytoskeleton-dependent cytokinesis; regulation of exocytosis.
GGUUGAAACAGUAUGGCAGUUGUUUACUAACUGUCGGUACGACAACAAUUUGCUCCACCGUCUUUGCUAACAAUUCCUCAAUUAAAAUCACUCAUUUUUAAAUAAACAGUGUUCGUUUUACUAGUGCCAAAGUUUAGUUUUAAAAUGUCCAGUGACAGCGUCAAAAAUUUUACGGGAAUGGAAACUCCAGGUUAUGUAGGCUUUGCCAAUUUACCUAAUCAAGUGCACAGAAAAUCAGUGAAAAAAGGUUUCGAAUUCACCCUGAUGGUAGUCGGUGAGAGUGGGCUGGGCAAGUCCACCCUCGUGAACGCAUUAUUUUUGACCGACUUGUAUCCGGAACGAUUAAUUCCAGACGCCGUAGAAAAAAUGAAACAGACAGUAAAACUGGAGCCAUCAACCGUAGAAAUCGAAGAACGUGGCGUUAAGCUGCGCUUAACAGUGGUGGACACCCCCGGGUACGGGGACGCCAUAGAUAACACGGACUCGUUCAGCGAGAUUAUCAACUUCAUAGACGAUCAGUUCGAACGUUUCCUCUGCGACGAAUCGGGACUGAAUCGCAAGAACAUCAUGGACAACCGCAUCCAUUGUUGUUUCUACUUCAUUUCGCCCUUCGGACACGGCCUCAAACCGCUAGAUGUUGAAUUCAUGAAGCAGCUGCACAACAAAGUCAAUAUUGUGCCCGUGAUCGCCAAGGCGGACGUGCUGACAAAACGUGAGAUGCAGAAAUUGAAGAAGAAAGUGAUGGAGGAGAUCCAGGAGCAUGGUAUUCGUAUAUACACGUUGCCGGAGUGCGAUUCGGACGAGGACGAGGAGUACAAGGAGCAGGUGAGGCAGCUACAGCAGGCGGUGCCUUUCGCUGUGUGCGGCGCCAACACUUUGCUGGAGGUCAGGGGUAGAAAAGUGAGAGGGAGGUUAUAUCCAUGGGGCGUUGUGGAAGUCGAGAAUCCGGAGCAUUGCGAUUUCAUCAAACUGAGGACCAUGCUGAUCACGCACAUGCAGGAUUUGCAAGAAAUUACACAGCAGGUGCAUUAUGAGAACUAUAGAUCUGAGAGGCUGGCCAAGGGGGCACCAGUUUCCAAGAGAAACACAAUAACAGAGGACAAAAUGACGGUGAUAAGCGAAAAGGACCGAAUCCUGCAGGAGAAGGAGGCGGAACUGAAGCGGAUGCAGGAAAUGAUUGCCCAAAUGCAGGCAAAAAUGCAACAGAAGCAAUAAACGACAUAUCCUAAAAUAUUACGUAUUAUUAUAUUUUGUGUAUAGAUUAAUUAAUUUUAAUUAUUUUCACACGCUCAUUCUUUUACUUUUACGUACAAUUUUAGCGCGUUUUUUAUACAUGAUUAAAUUUAUAUUUAAAAAAAGGGUUUGACAUGCAUAAGGGAACCCUCGUUAGCUAGUUAAGGGGGUUAAUUUGUGAUAAACGUCCAAGAAAGUCUAUUUUUUUAACGACGACUGAUUUUUUCGAUAUGUGGAUCCUUGAAAAAUUGAAUACACGUGACUCGCUUUCCUAAUCGAUUUUAUGUGUUACUUGUAUCACAUAUUUUAUGUAAAAUAAAUUAUUUUUAAACCCAA